GAUCAUGUGACACGAUGUCCGAGUGGUUAAGGAGAUCGCCUGCUAAGCGGUUGGGCUUUGCCCGCGUGUGUUCGAAUCGCACUCGUGUCGUUGUUUUGUUGGGCUCUUUUUCGUUAUCUUCACGCUAAUACAUUGCCGGUCAGCGCUCUGUCUCUACAUACAAGCCUCACGUCGCUUUCAUUCAUUUUCGUUCUUUGCUUCCUCAUCUGUUUUUCCUUAGCGGGAAAGAGACUGGCCGUCAUUCAGUAAAAGUAAGCUUGGCAGUAGUCCCUAUAACAAAGUGACCGACAUCUCAUCAUCCUUCGCUCCGCGCCACGUGGAUAGCCAGCCAGUUUGUCAUCUCUUGAGGAUCCCCCUCUCGCUCCCAGUUCCCUCCGGCCCACGAUGUGGCACUCAAUCCUCCUGUGCUGCGCCUUGGCCGCCUUCUCGGUCUCAGCAGUGAUGGCCCAGAGCUCGGGAACGGCAUCCAAGCCGACUCCGGCCCCGACACCCACUGCUUUCGCUGACCACACGCGCGUACUGACGGGAGGCACCAUCGCCGGCAUCGUCGUGGGCGGCAUCUUUUUCGUCCUGUUCGUGGGGAGCGCGAUCGUGUGCGGAUGGGCGCAUUGGAAGUCCACUGCCCGCCGGCCCGUGGGAGACUCGGAAGAGGGUGCGGCUGGUGGGAAGGUGGAGGCUGAGCCCUCUGAUGAUGUGAAGAUGCCACCGCGGCUCCGGUGAUUGGAACCGAGGUGUGUUGUGUUGUCCGGGGAUUGUCGACGUUAUAGCAAAGCUCAUCACGUCGCAGCAGCUUUUAGACAUGUGUUACUGGAGUGACUCGCUUCGAACGCGGUGCAAUAUACGAUGCGAAUGAGCGAUCGCUUGAAGUUCUCGUACUUCUCUGAGACCGAUUUUGGUGCUGUAACCUCGCUUUUGCGACCCAGGCGCCUCUCAUCCUAUCUUCGUGUCGGAUCGGGGGAUUGCCUAAAACUUGAGACGAGGCUGCCAUGAGUGUUAUCUACUGAGCGAUCCAUUGUCGGUUGGGUGUCAGGUUUCAGAAUCGGACAUCGUGUGGCUGUGAUCAUCGCCAAAGGGGUCGAUUGGGCAUCCUGGUGGAAAAAGG
Molecule: messenger RNA, 1102 nt
Organism: Mycena citricolor
Lineage: Eukaryota; Fungi; Basidiomycota; Agaricomycetes; Agaricales; Mycenaceae
Source: the annotation of a GenBank genome assembly